Molecule: messenger RNA, 138 nt
Organism: Racocetra persica
Lineage: Eukaryota; Fungi; Glomeromycota; Glomeromycetes; Diversisporales; Gigasporaceae
Source: the annotation of a GenBank genome assembly
GAUUCAAUUGAACAUAGAAUCAAUUCUAGAGGAUUGGUGGAGUUGUCUUUUUGGUACUUUGUCAUUGGAGUCAUCAUCUGUGGUGUCAGAACCUUCAUCUUUGGUGUUGGGGCCUUUGUUAUUAGAGUCAUCAACUUG